Molecule: messenger RNA, 2844 nt
Organism: Pristis pectinata (smalltooth sawfish)
Lineage: Eukaryota; Metazoa; Chordata; Chondrichthyes; Rhinopristiformes; Pristidae
Gene: pipox
Product: pipecolic acid oxidase
Exons: 8
Coding region: 7-1170 (387 amino acids)
Cellular component (GO): peroxisome
Molecular function (GO): flavin adenine dinucleotide binding; sarcosine oxidase activity; L-pipecolate oxidase activity
Source: RefSeq, a predicted model, not a curated record
UGUAAAAUGGUGGUGGUGAGUGACUUUGACGCGAUAGUUAUUGGAGCAGGAAUUCAAGGAUCUUAUACCGCCUAUCAUCUCUCUAAAAAUAGCAAGACGCUGUUAAUAGAUCAGUUUGCCUUGCCUCAUUCUCGUGGAAGUUCUCAUGGGCAGACACGAAUAAUUCGGAAAGCUUAUUCCAAGACUUGUUAUACACACAUGAUGACUGAAUGCUACCAGCUCUGGAAGCAACUGGAAGCUGAAGCCAACGUUGAACUAUUCAGGCAAACAGGGUUAUUGGUUCUAGGUCAAGAAGAGGACCCAGAUUUUCAAUGCGUGAAGUCAACAUUGGUUGACAACAAAGUCCCCAUGAUGACAUUAACAUCUGCAGAUUUUUCAACGAGAUUUCCAGCCAUAAGGCUUCCAAAAGAAGUUUCUGCCAUUCUCGAUGAAACAGCUGGAAUCUUGUACGCGGAUCGAGCAUUGAAAACUCUACAGGAUUUGUUCCGGAGGUUUGGAGGAACCAUUCGUGAUGGUGAAAAAGUUGUUGAAAUACAUCCUGGAAGUCUGGUUGCCGUGACAACCACCACAGGAAUUUACAGAGCAAAAAGUCUGGUGAUUACUGCUGGACCUUGGACAAAUAAACUAUUGAACCUUGUGGGACUACAGCUUCCUCUGAAGACCCUGAGGAUUAUUGUUUGUUACUGGAAGGAAAAAGUCCCAGGAACGUAUGGAAUUUCCAAGGGGUUUCCCUGUUUUCUUCGGAUGUUCAGCAGUGCAUUUCAACAUCAUUUCUAUGGACUUCCUUCUAAUGAAUAUCCAGGACUUAUGAAGGUGUGCUACCAUAAUGGAAAUGACUCUGAUCCAGAUGAACGUGAUAUCGCUUUUCGACUGCCUUCUCAGGAUGUAAACCUUUUGAGUGACUUUUUGUCCAAAGAGUUUCCUGGUUUGGAUCCCAAGCCUGCUGUUAUUGAAUACUGCAUGUACACAAAUACUCCAGACCUGGAUUUCAUUCUGGAUCAUCACCCCGAUCACAGGAACAUCAUCAUUGGAGCCGGAUUCUCAGGUCAUGGUUUCAAGCUUGCCCCAGUGGUUGGAAAAGUCCUCUCUGAGCUCUGUAUUGGAAAGAAACCAUCCUAUGAUCUUUCUCCUUUCAAAAUUCAUCGUUUCUCAUUCAAGUCUUUGCUUUAGGGCAACGGUAAAGAUUUGAAUAAUAAUUCACAUGGAGAAAUUAUUUUAUCAGUAAAAAUAAUGGUGCAAGGUAAAAGCUUAGAGCGGGAAAUAGUGAGUUUAUGUAAUUCUUUUCUGGAAAACUCCCAGAAGAAACUGAAGUUAUUUUUAAAUGAUUGAAUUAAAAUGGCUGGAAUUUAUCCAGUGUUAUAAAUGAGAUAACUGAGAGCUGAUCAUGCCAGAAUCAUUAAUGGUAUUUUGUUGUUCGAAGGAGAAGGAAAAGGACGCGAGGGAUUGGCAUGGUGUAAGUUUUCCAUCUGCAAUGUCUUGAUAAAAAUCAACAAGAAUCCACUGUAUAAGCCAGUCACUGUAUUUCAAAGAUUAAGUUCAGCAACUCAAAUUGAAUUCUGAUCUAUUAGUUCUUUUAACUUUUAUUCAUUUUGGCAAUGGUUAAUACACUGUCGGAGAAAAAUAGCUUUGAUUCGUUGUAGCAGACACACAAGCAGUGUACAGAUGAACUUAAGGGAUGACCUUUUACUUGUGUAUUAAUUUAAACAAGGUCAAUGUUAUAGACAGAGGGCAAAGAGAGUUAGAUCUGAAAAGUUCCUUAUCGUUAGGACACUAAUUUUCUUACCUGCUGUGUGGUCUCCACAUCUUGUGUCUUGUUUGGCUGCCUUUUCCUCCUUGGGAAGCAGUACCUCGGCACCAGGGAUGGUUUGCUUCUACACCGGUUUGGUGGUGUCUGUGGCCAAUGUGGAACCAGCAGAUUUUGCCACAUAUGAGGCACAAGGUACUUGGCGGGGUAGACAGGUGUGCUCCUUCUGCUGUUUACAUUGAUUUCGGACUUCUGAGCUCCCAAUGCAUGGACUUGAGGUUCUCAGUGCCAUGCCAAAUAUUCCUUCUCCAUUUAGAGCAAUUGAAUCGGUGGGGAUGUUGCACGUUUUUCAGGAUUUCCUUGAAUUUUUUUCCUCUGUCCAUUUGGUAGUCUCUUCCUGUGACAGAUCUCAGAAUAGUGUGUCUGUUUGGGGAGUCUGGUGUCGGUCAAGAAAGCAACAUGCCCUUCCUAAUAGAGCUGACUGAGUAUAAAUGGGGCCUAAUGCUGGGAAUGUUGGCCUGGGAGGGGAUGUUGAUAUCGGUUUCCUUAUCUUGCUAGUGACUUGGAGGAUUUUGCAGAAAUAACAUUGGCGGUGUCUGUCCAAUGCUUUGAGAUUCCUGCUCUAAGUAGUCCAAAGUCUCAGAAGCACACAGGAAGGCAGUGAUUGCUGCUGCCCAAUUGACCAUGAGCUUAGCACAGGGCUUGAGAUCUUGAUGUUCAAAUGCGUUUUUGUUCAGAUGGUGAAAGGUUAUGCUGGUGCACUGGAGCUAGUGGCAAAUUUCAUGUUUGUCUUUGCUGGAAGGUGGGUCCCGAGUGAUCCAUGUCUUCCAGACUCUUGUACUGGACAUUCAGUUUUAGAUGACGGUGUUGUAAAGCGGGACCAAGUUGGUAAAGAACCUUUGCUUCACACAUUUUGAAUGUAACACCUUCAUAUGCUAGUGAAUUUGAAUUGGAGUUUGACCAUAGAAUGCAUGUAUGAGCAAACGUCAUAUGGCACUGAAGUUGGGAUGACCUUGGUUCUGGAGAGGUGAAAUAUAGAUUGAACAGUUUCCUAUUAGUCCUUUAGAUUAGUUCCAAUCCAACCAGAAGCUUAUUGGAGG